This is a messenger RNA of Pyricularia grisea, 915 nucleotides long. RefSeq lists its product as uncharacterized. The coding region runs from base 1 to 915 and encodes 304 amino acids. The transcript has 3 exons. Gene Ontology annotation, molecular function: oxidoreductase activity. The record is from RefSeq and is a predicted model, not a curated record. Lineage: Eukaryota; Fungi; Ascomycota; Sordariomycetes; Magnaporthales; Pyriculariaceae.
AUGGAGAGCAAGACAAACAAAACUCCCUAUAACAUUCCCACCGAUGCGGUUUGGUUCAUCACCGGCUGCUCUUCAGGUAUCGGCAAGUCCCUUGCCGAACAGCUCCUGGCACACCCUACGUACCGGGUCGUCGCCACCGCCCGCAAGCCGUCGACCCUCGUCGACCUCGACGGCGCAGACGGCCGCCUUUUCGCCACGGCCCUUGACGUCACCGUAAAAGAAUCCAGGGACGCUGCGGUGGCGGCUGCGCUGGCCAAGUUCGGCCGCAUCGACAUUUUUGUCAACAACGCCGGCCAGGCGUUCCACAGCGAUUCCGAGCAGCCCUGUCCCGACGAUGAGCGUCGCCAGUUCGACGUCAAUUUCUGGGGCCCCAUGGAGCUCACCAGGCAUGCCGUCAGGGUCAUGCGCGAGGAGAACCCGAAGAACGGGGGUGCCCUCGGCGGCGUAGUCAUCAACGUCACCAGCGGGGUCGGCUUCCUGGCGAUACCAGGCAGCCCGUUUUAUUGCGCAUCCAAGUUCGCCAUGGAGGGCUUUACUGAGACUUUUGCUAAAGAAGUGCGGCCGGACUGGAAUAUUCACUUUUGCAUCGCUGAGCCCGGUGGCGUCGCUACGCAAUUCAUAAAUAACGUAUCAUUUGGACCCCACCAUCCGGCAUAUGAAGCCCCCGACACGCCGGCCCGGGCGUUCGAGGCUUGGGUCAAUGGCGCAUCUACCACGAGCUUCUCGUCGGCAGAAGGAACAGCGCGGGCAAUUAUCGAGGUUGUGCACGGCGCCAAGGAGGGUGCUGCGGGGCGCAUCCCUCUGCGAUUGCCCAUUGGCGCGGACGCCUAUCAUGUCAUCAAGGCCGAGGUGGACAGCAUAGCUGUAGACUUGGAGGAAUUCAAGCAGGUGUCUCUCAUCCCCGCGAACCAGUGA